Molecule: messenger RNA, 3656 nt
Organism: Physella acuta
Lineage: Eukaryota; Metazoa; Mollusca; Gastropoda; Physidae
Source: RefSeq, a predicted model, not a curated record
GUUGGCCUACUCCACUUGUCUGCUGUACAGUACACGCAGGAGCUUCGCCAUGCACUAUGCGGGGAUUUUUUAAAUAGCACUGUUUAAGAAUUAACAGAAAUUAGUUGUUUUUUCCUUAAAGUUUAGGCCAAUCAUGGGUUUCAACACAAGACAAACAAAAAUGAAGAAGGGAAAUCUCAGACAUGCAAUAACGCAACAAAAGUACCUUCAUGCAAACAAACCUAAGUCUAACAAACCCAAGUUCAGAAGGACAUUGUCUCAACGUUAUAAAAAGUCAAGAAGAGCAAGAAAGAAGAAAAGUGGAAACAUUUCAAGCGAUGGUUACUCGUCAAUGAGUGAUACAUCAUUGAUCUUAAGCACAUCAUCAAACCUGUUUCGCUUGGUGACACCACAGUUCCCAACAGCUAAUGCUCCACUGGGUUGUAGUGAGACUACAAUACUUGCCAUAUGUUCCGACUACAGUUCCAUGCAGUCAUCAAUCCUUCAGGAUCACAGAACAUCCUCUGACAACUGUGAGCAAACUGAGGGUGAAACAUCUAGCCUUUGUGUGGAAUCUGAGGACUCAAGCCCAUUCAAAGCUCAUAAUUACCAGCUUAAUUUUUAUGAGCAACGCGUCAUUAAAAAUACAGAACUGGCAAAAAUUUUGAGUGAACUUAACCCACCAGAACCGUAUGAAACUGAGCAUAAAAGUCUUAAUUGGGAAGAGGAGAGCAGCUUGGUCAACCAUUUGAGAAACCCUGAGGAAGUACAAGAUAGUCAAACACAAGCAGUCUUAACGCCAAACCUAACUUCUAGUAGGAAACGCUCAAUAUCUUCAAGCCAUGAACUGUCUGAAGGAUAUAUGUCAUGUCCAUCCACACAAGAUAGCCAGCGUGCUGGGCUGCUUGAACAGCGAGAGAAGACAUCUCUCUGUCUGACACAUCUCCUUGAAACUUUAAAUAACACAAGUGAUCUUCAUGACAUUGAUAAUUCAGAAGAAACACAAUUGAAAGGCUAUUUGUCUGAUGAAUCAGCUGAGCAGAAUCUGGCUGAGGAAGAUACUGCACCAGCAGCAGCACAGGCUGCAUCCAGCUUUGCAGAAUAUCUAAAUAAUGGAACCAGAUUUGUCCCAUCUACUGAGACAUGUGCAGCUCUUGAAAGCAGAAAUGACCCAUCUAUGCUUGAGCUGUACAUUUCUGGAGCAACGGCUGAGCUGUGUGACCAGUCAUUAGAUUUGACAGACAUUUCAGAAAGUAGGCUUGCAGGCUCACAUAUUGAACAACCAGAGUUCAGCACACCACAGCUUAUCCAACCUGGGUCAGCGAGAAAUGAGCUUCAAACAAAUUUUGUACCACAAGCUCUGGUUGUGCAUGAGAUUUACCAGAAUGUUUCAGAUGUGGCUAUUGACUUGACGCAGGCAGAUGCUAACUUUUUCUUGGUCCAAGAACUGCUGCCUUCAGAUAUUGGAGUCGCUCUUGAAACUGAUAUUGAUGUUCAUGACACAUGUAUUGAUAUCCGUCAAGCUAGAGCACAGAGACGUUCACAGUAAAUUCCUUGAGAGGUGACAGAAACACAUGGCUUUCCUUGAAGCAGACCUCAACAAGGAUUUUUUUUUAAAGGACCAACAAAUCAUUUUUUUAUUGAAAAAUCUUAACUAUUCAUUAAUAGUAGGGUAGACUUAUUUAUUGUGAUAUUUUAGUACUUACCUCUAAAUCCAGCAAAAUUGGGACCAAUACAAUUCAUAUGUUGCAUCAACAUAAGCUUAACCUACUUGAAAGUCAGCUUGUUUUUUCUUUAUGAAAUAGACAUGAGGAUAUAAGAUAUUUUGACAGUUGCGCUAUUUCAUGAAAGUCUACAAGACAGUUUUUUUUUCUUUUAUUUCUUAUUGUAAUACCUUAUGGUCUUGAGUAAUAUUUGAUGAAAUGGUUUUUAUUUAUAUAACUUGUGUAUUUUGGCACUUAAGUCUAUAGUAUGCAGAUAGUAACUCUGUAGGACACAGAAAAAGUUACUCUUACUGUGCUCUACUGUUAUGCUCUGUUGCAGGGGUGUGCUGUUGCUGAUUGUCAGAAGACAACAUCCCAAAGAAAAAAAUGUUAUUCUUUUUAAAUUAAUUGAAACAUGCAUUUAAUUAAGUCCUUAAACAACAAACACACUAUUACAUUACAAUAACAGCCACUACUAGUUAAUUAAAUAAAGAACACACAAGAAAUUGAAAAUUAAAUGUAUAAUAAACUUGCACUACAAAACAUCAAUCUUUUUAUAGGGAUCAUUUUUGUUAGAAAAGAAAAUUCUUAAUUCAUAUUUACUUCCUGUUUCCUUUCAUUGAAAUAGAUAAAUAUUUUAUUUUUUUGGGAAUCACACUGUUAGGUCCUCUGACAAUAGACACAGACCUCUUUCACAGAGAGCAUAACUUAACUAUAGAAGGCAUUGUAAGGUGAUUUGUAUGCUAUCAGAUACAACUGUUUUACUGCUAUUACUUGAAGCGGGCUUACACACGUAGAUCACUGGUUACAUUCAAUUAAUGAGCGGGAAAUAAAAUCUUCUGUGAUUGGAACUCAUUAAUGAAUUGAUCAUAUGAGUCCUGUUAUUAAGCAACAAGCCAGUGUAACUGAAGCCAUGCACAGAGCAACGACAGUUUGUCAACUCUUAUCAUAUGGGUAGUCCUUUUCACACUUGUCCUUUGUUUUAUAAAGGAAAGUGUUACCUUGUAACGGCCAUCAUGAUGAGAAUCAUAAUGGCUGAGGUUUUGUAAAAAUGCCACUAUAGUAGAUAAGCUAAGAGUAACUUUUUUAGCUGUUUUACAUAAUUAUUUUUGUGUUAAUUACCUGAUGUUUUAAACUUGGCUGUGAUCACCAUAAAAUUGAUAGAUAGGAAUGGAAAUAAAAAUGUGUAUUCAAUUAUUUUACAAUAUCCUAUAAAUAUUCUGUGUACCUAUUUUAAAGUUAGCUGUACACUGAUUCUGCACAUCAAGACGACCACUUAAAAUGAUGUCAUUUUAACAAUUUCAGGCCAUAGAACUUUAUUUUAAAAUAAAUGCAGAGCAGUAUGUUUAUGUAAAAUGGUUGAAGUAAUAGCGUUUAAAUAUAACUUGAAAAACUUUGAAAAAAAAAUCACUUUGGACUUUUAAACAUUUUCUGUUUUAUCGUUUGUAAAUAAAACCUUUUUUUUUAAAUUGGUUAUUGAGAGAAAUGUGUUAAUUUAGUAUCACUUACCAUAUUAAAAUUGUAUAUUUUAAGAACGGAAAUUAUUUUAAUUAAAUCUUAAGAAGCUUUUUUUUAAAGCUUUGGUUGGUGAUGGAAACUUCAGUACACAGUAAAGUUUUACACCAAGACCUCAAUAUUUUAAAUUUUAAGCCACAUUUAACCUGUAAUUUUAUAAAUUCUUAAAGGUUUUUUUUUAAGUUAACUUUUGAUGAGGGGGAGGUGAUUAAUAUUUAUAAAAAUUUUCUUUUAUUAUAUUUAUUAUAUUCAGACAUUUAUGCAGCUUUCUAUUACUUGUCCAUCAUUUUAUAUAUAUAAAACAAUUUCUAUAUUAAAUGCUUAAUUUAAGCCCUAUAUUCAUUAUUAUUUUUAAGCACCAUUGUCAAGAUUUGUACUGUUUUGCAAAUACUUUUUUUUUAUUACCAAUCGGCUAUAGCCAGAGAGUAGAGAGGAUUUUAACAUUUUUAAAUAAAAACA